Messenger RNA from Onthophagus taurus, 1211 nucleotides. The record is from RefSeq and is a predicted model, not a curated record. Lineage: Eukaryota; Metazoa; Arthropoda; Insecta; Coleoptera; Scarabaeidae.
GUUUGGUUUGUUGGGGAACGUGAUCGUCGACGCGGUGAAAAGAGUUGUACGAAACGACCGGGUUCGUCGAAUAAGCGAACGAAAAACGUACUCGAAACGCGUGUGCUUUCGAUUUCUCGGCGAAUUGCGGACUAAAAAUUUUAAACGAGUUCCUAUCCCCACCGCGGCGCCUACCUGACAAGGCCGUUGAGCGGUGAACGCUUGAACUAUGCCAGGAAUUUAACCGAUCGGAGCGCCGGAUCGGACAGAGAUUACCAUGGUAAAUUUUUACGAAAAACUUUUAAAAAUCUAUUGAUAUAAAAAAAGUCUUGUCAUAAAGAAAAUCAUUGUCAUUCUAUCAACAUGUAUCCCGCUUACACAACGAAUACCAAUGAUAUUUUAUACGAUCCCAUGGGAAGAUAUAAUCAAGAAUCUAAUUUAGUAUACAGAGGAUCAGAAACGUCCCUACAAAUUAGUGAGAAAUCUUAUCCCCCUUUAUUUACAUCGGAAGAGCUUGCGAAAUACGCUAUUUUAUUAUAUUACUCGUUAACGUGGCACUUUUAUACUUUGUUAGCUAAUAAUAUUUUGUGCUUUUUUAUUUCUUAUGAAAUAUUUUUUGAUCCUGAUAUUAAUGAAGAAAUUUUUGUAGUUUUACUAAAAAGUCUUUCCAACGUUCUUGUUAUUGCUGAUUCUCUUAUUACUAUUUAUCAAUAUUGGAAUAGAGUCGCUGUUCAUCGAAUUACCUAUGAAUGCAUUGGUGUUGGUUUGUUAAUCACUCAAAGUACAACUUUACUGAUAGUGAUUAUAUUAGGAUUAAAAGCUUUCUCUGAAACAUCUUUGAUUCUUGACAGUACACUUCUUGUGUUGUACAUACUUAGAUACUACAAAUUGGGGUUAUAUGUGAGGUUAAUGCAUAGAGUUCCUGGUCAAAUGAAGCUUAGAAAUAUAUUUGGGAAAAAUCUUUUAAUAUUAACAAUCGUAAUACACACGUUAGUAUGUAUUUGGAUGAAUUUAGGAUGUUUAGAGGAAACAAAAGUAUGCGAUAUGAAAUAUGCAGGACCGGGUAGUUAUUGGAACGAUGGCGUACAUGCUUAUCUAAUCAAUAUAGGCAAAAGCAAGAAUCAUAUUCCAAUAUAUCAAUUAACACCGUUGCAAAAUUAUUUGAUUUGUCUUUAUUACAUUAUGGGCGGAUUAACACAUGUCGGGUAAUUAAUUUCUUCUUAAUUUUUUAU